AUGUCAGGCCGCAAAGGUGGCAAGAGGAAGCCCCUGAAGCAGCCCAUGAAGCAGGCCGAGGAAGAUGAGGCUUUCAAGCAGAAACAGAAAGAGGAGCAGAAGAAACCCGGGGAGCUAAAAGCCAAGGCCACAGGUGGAAUUAAGAAAUCUGGCAAAAAGUAA
This is a messenger RNA of Peromyscus leucopus (white-footed mouse), 162 nucleotides long. RefSeq names its product translation machinery-associated protein 7-like. Lineage: Eukaryota; Metazoa; Chordata; Mammalia; Rodentia; Cricetidae. Bases 1 to 162 code for a protein of 53 amino acids. The record is from RefSeq and is a predicted model, not a curated record. The transcript has a single exon.